UAUCACUUGGAGAAAGACUUGUUUGCUCGUUCGAAGGCGAGAGAGACAAAAUCAAAAACAAGAAAAGAUUUGCCCUGGUGCAAUGUGUUUAUAACUCUGGCUAACCGCACCUUAUAAACGAAAAUGGACGAGGAGAAAACGCCUGGAGAGCCAACGGACGAGAGUGAAGAAGCACUCGAACUUGAUGAGGUUAAAACUGACGGUAAUGUUGACAAUCGUAAUCUGCCAGGAUUACAGGACCUGAAAUCGAACGGCCCUGAAAAUUCGGCAGAAAACGGCGAAGAAGAAGAGAAAGGCGAAAAGAAUAAUCGCAACAUAGUCAACAAAAAUGGUGCCAAUGGGAUAGAUAGUGGACAAACAGACCUUGAUGCAACGCACGAGCAACUCGAAGUCCCUAAAGGGCUGCCUAACGACAAAGAAAAUAGCAGGGAUAGCAUCUCUGAAAACGCCAGUUCGACUGAGGGAUCUAACGAAGCAACAUCUCCAACUAAAUCAGUUAGUCCACGAAGAGCAAAAAGAAGAGCGAUAUUUGUAUCUUACGCGCCGGAAGCGAGUUUCUUAGAAAAACGCUUUAUUUCCUACACCACUAAAGAACUGAAAAAUAUCGGAUUUUGCGAUGAUAUUUGGUUCGAUAAAGACGACAGCCAGCCCAUAGAGAGUCCAUCUUGCUAUCAGCAGAGAUUAGAGAUUGUCGAAAAGUGCCGUGCAGCUGUUAUGUUCUUAUCUGAGUCCUACUUUAAUUCGUUGAUUUGUUGUCACGAAGGACGGAUAUUACUCAAUCGGGACGAGGAGAAAGAGGGAAACGAAGAGGUUGAAAAGCCUGUAAAAUUAUUCUGCAUUAAUCUGUCUGACAAGCUUCCACAAGAGUACAAACAACUGGCGGAGCGAGCGCUUAAUUUAAGUAAAUACUCUGCUUCAAGUGUGGCUGAACUUUCGUCAGUAGUGGUAGGCAAAUUCAGCGAAGCCCUGGAGAAGUAUGCUCCCUUAUUCGGUCUGCGCAUUCCAACUCCUCCAAGGGAACCAGACGUUUUGAAAUUAGACCGAAAGAAACCGGUAUCUUCGUGGAACAUCCACGAUGUACAGGCCUGGCUGGCUUCGUUUAAAAUGCAAGCACAUUGUGCGCUAAGCUUCGAAGAGAACGAAAUCGACGGCUUCUUGUUGGUCUCCAUGAAAGAAACUGACAUGGAAAACCAUUUAAAUAUUGACAGUCGAGUCGCUCGAAAGAAACUUUUGCAAGAAGCCAAGAAAAUUCAAGAGGAGCAAGAUCAACUCAAAGGAAAUUGGUAUUUGAAGUGUAAAAAGAGCAAAGUCAAAGAAGAUUCUGUAUAUGUUAUUUGCGAUCCCAGUGAUGCUCGGUUUUAUCAUAAUCUUCGAGCGGACUUGGUGCAGAAAAACCUCAAGGUAAAUUAGAAAUAUACAAUUAGCGGAUUUAAGAGUCACGCUAUUGUGUUGCACGUUAAGUUAAUUAACAUGUCAAAGGAUUUGUGAUUGUUGAACUGAGGGUUCAAAUAUCGUUUUACCAUCCAUUAGCGAGAGACUGAUUUAUUGUUUUGGUCUGUUAGACAAAAGCUAAUUAUUUUAACUUUGCAUGCCUCUUUGCACGAACGCAGAACAACGGAAGCGAAAUUUAACGUUCACUUGCUAACUCACAGAGAUGAGACAGUGAGAGAUAAAUUGUUUUACCUAAAAGUUUUCUCAUCAAGUGUCAACUGACUUGUGUAAUUAAUGACACAAGUCAAAUCUUUUUAAUUUGAUAGCUGCAUUCAGACAUUUAUCGAUUCGCAUGAGAAGGAGCCUCGUACUUCUCGCGAACGCGUGACCGCGUGACGGUCACACUUGCGCUGUAUUAGAGUAGUAUUGGGGGCGGGAGGGGUGGAAUAUAAGGAUGAACUUUGCUUUUUCGGAAUAGCUUACUUAAAAUCGUCGCUACGUUUAUUAAAUUUUUGCGUCCACGGUGCAGUGCUUAUUCAGGUUCAGCGCUUAUUUGACAAUUAGGCGUCGAAUCUACUGAUUCGCGCCUGGUAUUCUAGCCAUGUUAUCGUAUUAGGCAAUGGGCCUAGCAUAUGGGUAGACAGUGGUUCAAAUUAUUCAUAUAUCAAUAGCUUGAAGAUUGCUAAUACUUAGAGGGCAGACUAUAAUGACAUUGAAUCAAAGUCAGUGCAAUGAAUGAUGGACAAAAUGCGUCGAAUACUUCUCGAAUUUCUUUGCAAAUUAAUUUGUUUAUCCUUGCGAUUUUUCAGGUGUUUAAACACGAGCGACUCGGACAAUCCAGGGAAGAAUUCCUACAGGUCAACUCUCCACACUUGGCCUCCUCUUCUCACGUGAUCGUCCUCCUCUCCACGGCAGCUGCUACGUCACUAUUUGUCUACAACGAGGUCCUCUUUGCUGAUUGGUUAGGAAAACCUCUUGUAGUUGCUAUGACAGCCAACUCGUGGGAUAAACUUCGACCCAACCUACAAGCCAUCCUGGGAAGCUGCCCAGCAGUGAAUUUUCAGGAUAAUCUAUACGAAGAUAGUGUUGCCAUACUGUUGUACCGCUUAAAACCUUUUCGAAACAUGCCUGCUGUGAUCUUGGAGCAGGAAUUCUUGGAUAGAAUGUUUGAGGGUCUUAAACCCCUGAGAGUGAUGGCAGCAGUCCCUGGUGGGUGAUAAAAACUUCCUACACCUUCUCGUUCAUCCUAAAGUCAUAAAAAUCCCUCGUUAGUUAUAGAAGGAAAAUUGACUCGAAGAGGGUAAAACAAUGUAGUUUUUUUUAAAUGGAAAACGUUGCACAGUUAUGUAGUUAUUAAGAUAGGAGAAAUCAAAAUGGAAAGUGCUUUCAACUUUUUUUGUUCAUUAUUUGCCAGUUGAAAAGGUAAAUGUGUUCGGAUAAUUUUUCUGAGUUUGUUAUUCGUUGUUUAAUGAAAAAUAAACUCACCAGCCCCAUGGUGCUCCCUUUGCUCAAUCUUGUUCAUGGAAACAGUAACGGGAGAAUCUAUAACCUUCAAAAUAUAUUGUCGUGGCUACCUUAGCCACUGACCAUCAACUGUUUUCCCUCGUAGAGAUGAGCAGUGUCGAGAUGGAAGACACAUCUCCACGUCCAAACCUUUUCCUCAGUUACCACUGGGAUGUACAAAAUAAAGUACAAGAACUUGUCCAGUUCUUAGAGAGUCACGGAUUCCAGUGCUGGACGGACGUGAGUAAUGCAAACAAGCGUCACGCCGCAAGCAAAUCACCAACCCACGAGAACUCACAAAGUCAGAUUCAGCGAAACAUCAAGGCUGCUGUAGCUGUCGUGUGUUGCGUGACACCCAAGUAUGUUUGCUCCGAAAACUGCAUAAAGGAUCUCAGCCUGGCUGAAUCAAUGAACAAACCGGUCGUUCCCGUGAUGCUUCAGUGGUUGGCAUGGCCACCCGAGGGUGGUCGUGUGCGUAGGAUUUUGGCACCACUUCAAUGUAUUGAUAUGAGUAAUGACAGUUUGUUUAAGAGGAACCUGAGUACUGUUGAAAGCCAUUUGAGCAAAUUCGCGGGGAGCCAUAAUCCACGUGAUACACAUGUGAUAGAGCACGUGCGAAUCGCCAGGAACCAGAGAUCAACAAAAAGCGUGAUUUGACACACGUAAAGUUUGAGCACAGGGCUGGGAAAAGUUGCGCAUUAACGUCACCGCAAAGUGCACACGCCGCCUUUAAAGAGAAAAAACAGCGUCACGUUUCAACGAAGUCAAUUGGUGAAAAACAUCAACACACCCAGUUUUUGAAGCACAGGUCAAUAAAAUCAUUCACUUACACCUUGCUCCAGUGCCUCUAAACACUGACAGAACUGAAGGCAAAAAAAGUUAUGGAUUGGAAACAAAAGCCUAGCCGUGUAUUGUCGUUGACACUGCUGCCAUCUCGCGUAAAAAAAAGCCAUUUUGAGAUAAUGUUGGUAGAAAGCUACUAGUCUGAAAUCGCUACGACGAUUGUUGAAAGUUCCAUUGCAAUCCAAGGGAUUUUGCUGACCAAAUCGAAACCGCUAGAAAGAAAAGGGUAGAGAAAAACGGAAAGACUUUGAACGAAUUAAUGUUAAGUAAAUAUCAAGUGUUGGAGAAAAGGUUGUUUGUGGACGAAACUGUAAAGUCAUUGGAGAAUUCAGAAAUAAAUUUCCUCUCUGAGCCCAC
Pocillopora meandrina is the source of this 4134-nucleotide messenger RNA. The record is from the annotation of a GenBank genome assembly. NCBI's taxonomy places the organism in Eukaryota, Metazoa, Cnidaria, Anthozoa, Scleractinia, Pocilloporidae.